Pecten maximus is the source of this 5800-nucleotide messenger RNA. RefSeq lists its product as uncharacterized. The transcript has 3 exons. NCBI's taxonomy places the organism in Eukaryota, Metazoa, Mollusca, Bivalvia, Pectinida, Pectinidae. The coding region runs from base 322 to 1491 and encodes 389 amino acids. The record is from RefSeq and is a predicted model, not a curated record.
GAGAAAUAUCUUUGCUGUCAUCUUCUGGAGUUUCAGUUGGGAUAAUAUAUGACAAUCACCUUUGGAAUUUGAUUGAGAUGUCUUUUGGCAGUCACAUUUUUGACUUUCAGUUCAAAUGUCUUUGGGCAAUCACUUUUCGAUUUUGAUUGAGAUGUCUGUUGGUAGUCGCUUUUUGUACUUUCUGUUGAAAUGUCUUUUGACUCUCCUUCUUAAUUUGAUUGGGAUGUCUUUUGGCGUUCUCCUCUUGAUUUUCAGAUGAUUAUUUUUAAUUCAAAUGUUUGUUUUGCCGAUCACUUUUGGCCUUGAGCAGACAUUACUUUAAUGUUUAACCUUAACUUGUGUACUACAGUGUUUUUUGGUGUUGACUUCAGACAAGAUAUACACAAACAGGCAUUUUUACCCAACAAAAGGGGAAGGCCUCGCAAGUUUCCAUACUUUGAUCCAGCACAGCAGGUGGACCAGUCCAGCAUGACAUGGCUUGAUGCAUUUAGGUCAAGUCAGGAGGAGCUUUAUCCACAGGAGGGUAGCUCAGAAGGUCAAGGGUCACGACCUGAUAGGGUCACAUCAAUCACCAGAGGAUGGGGACCAACUCUUGGGGACAAAGACUAUAAUAAAGACAAAACAUCUGUUGACAAAUCCGACGAAGGCGAAUGGUCGUCUAUAGACAAAUUUGCAGAAUAUUCCCCAUUUCUUCGCUAUCGAAAACAAGACGAACGCCGUGGACUGGACCUGAGUAUUGGAGACAAACAUAACCGUUCAUCUCUCGGAACAAAACAGGAUUCAUUCCUGCAAAUUAGUGAUCAGUCUAGUCCGUGGAAUGCUCCUCCAGUGCUUGAUAAUCUCCACAGGUCCAGGGUGUUUGGCAGCGAGCUCAGGGAUGGCCUUAUUCGUUCCCUUCUACAACCCCUUCCUCCAUCCUCUCUUCCGCCUCCUUGCCAGCUAGAUCCUGCCCUCCUCUAUCGUCUCCGAACAUGGCAACGCUCACCAAGCGAGGAGGAUGGAGAGGAGCGAGGAGAGGACGAAGAAGAAAAUGAUGCUGCAGACGGCGAUGAUGAGGAUAGCAAUGCAUCCCUGUCUAGUCUUUGUGAAAGUAGGACACAAAGACACGAAAGGUCGCAGAGGUUAAAACAUAGAAGUGGUGGUAAAAGACUAGAAAAAACAGAUAAGAAUUCGAGUAAAUCUCACCAGUCAAAACAUGUAAAUAAUAGUGGUGAGCAGAAAAAUACAGAUGAGCUCCAGUCUAAGGGAGACAAUCAUGUGUCAAAAUCACAAGUUCAGGAUGAUCAGUUACGCAAUGACAAAGAAAAUGAAAAAGACAAAGUUACUACCAAGGAACAGUUACUAGGUCAACAUAAUGAAGAUUUGUCUAGUUUACAGAGUAAUGGAGAUCGGGAUAGCACAACUGAAGGGAGCUCAUCUGCUUUUGGUACCAGUGAGGACAUCCUUUCCAGACAGAAGGUGGGAAAGGAUGACAAUUUAAAACAGGACUGACAAAUAGUUACUUAAAGAAAUCCGGAGUUUGAAAUAACAUUGUUUUUACUAAAUGUGGUAACGAAAUAUAUUUGAGUAUUAUUGAUAUAAGUAAAUAUGUGAAUAAUACUUCUCGUCAUAACACAUUCUCAUGUUGCUUCCCUUCAAGGUAACUAGUUCAUGUCCCGAACUUUUAGUCAUAGAGGACUUGAAGUCAUCAGCAUGCAUAGUAUACGAAAUAACUCAAUGUGUUUGAGUUUUUGCUUAUGGUUUGGAGUUUUUUUUAAUUCAUGUUUUAUAUGAGAUGUUAAGAUGUUAUAGAAUAAUAAUAUAAAAUGUUUUGUCAGCGAAUUGUGAUAUAAAACCUUAGUACUAAAAUUGAUAUAGAAAUAGAACUGUUUGUAAAAGGCAGUUCAGUAAAAGUUAUGCAUUGUAGAUUAUUUAUGCAAUGUUUCAAACAAUGGAACGAAACAAUAUGUGCAAGAAAAUAUGUACUUGGUGUAUUUAUUGAUAUCUUACUAUGUUUAUAUAGGUAACACAAAUAAUUAAGUCCCAUAAUUAGAGAGAGAUAUUUACCUUGUGUUCAAAAAACAAUGAUAAGUCACAUAAUUAGAGAGAUAUAUUUACCUUGUGUUCAAAAGACAAAGACAAGUCACAUAAUUAGAGACUUGUAGACAGAUAUUUACCUGGUGUUCAAAACACAAUAUAAGUCACGUAAUGAGAGACUUGUAGACAGAUAUAUUGCCUGGUGUUCAAAAGACAAUGAUCAGUCACAUAAUAAAAGAUGGACAGAUACAAAUUGUAUCUACCUUAUUUUUAAAACACAAAUAUAAGUCCCAUGAUUAUAGACAUAUUUAAAUUUGAAUUAACAGGAAAUAUUUAAGAUAGGCAAACUUCGUAAUCUAAAAUUUUCUUUUAAAAAGGAUCACACAAAAUUAGAGAAUUACAUUUCUUUAGAUUUUACUUUUCACUUUGGAAAACAUGUUCUAAUAUUGUAGUUCACCAAAAUGUGGUAUUCUUUGAGAAGCAAUAAUUUAUGUGCUGCAUACAGGUUAAUCAUCAGCGGAGUAAAAGUGUACAGGGAAAAGGGAAAACAAUCAUGAAUCAUUUUACAUUUAGAUUCUAUGUCCUUUUAUUUUAUACAAUACAAUGCAGUUUAUGCAUUUAAUGAUAUGCAUGUGGUGUGUUGUGUACAUUUUAUGCACAUUGUAUGUAUAUUUCAAUAUCAUGCUGCAACAGUAAAAUAAUUAUGGUAUCUUUUGGAAUAGGUUGAAGUUAAUGAUCCCACAUUCUCUCAGCCAAUAGGAAAUUUAAUAAAUUACAUACAGUUUGUCAGAUUUUUUAGAUAUUCCCAGUCACCUUCCUAUGCCAAAGACAUGAGUCUGGUCAGCAUGCUUUCUUUCCAGUCGAUGAUCAAGUGUAUUGCCUUCUUUUCCCAUAAACAAUUAAUCCAACCAAUAUUUUUUCCAACAGGUCCUUAUCCAGCAAUCUUCCUUUGAAAUAUAUAAAUCGAGUCAGAAAAAUCGAAAGCCACCUUCCUUCUCGAAAGAUAAUCCAUCAAUCACCUUUCAACAAGAUGAUCAGAAGCUACCUUCAUUCCUAGUAGAUUCUGUCCCCAUGUGUAGAGUUACCUGCCCUUUUAUAAGCACUAUUUAUAAAACCUACAGUAUCUUUGAUAAACAUCUUUUUGGGGAUAUAAGCUAGAACAAAAUAAGAAAUGGAUUUUGAAUUUUUUUUUUUUUUUUUUUUUUACUUAAAUGUAUGUAUAGAUCAGAUCUGAUACAAAUUAAUUUUCAUCCAAUGAAAUUCAUGGGCCAUUUCAAAAUAAAAGUCAAAUCACAGUGAUUCUUUUCUCCUUUUUUUCCUUUUUUAUUAUUAUUAUUAUUUCAUUUUAUACAAUUAUACAAUUUUUUGGACAGUCCAAUGCUUGAUUCUCUGAGGUGAAAAGGGCAAAUGAGGUUGGUAUAAUUAUCCUGAUUCCAUAUAUUAUAUAUUUCAUGUCUACAAGCAAUAUUGAGUCUUUCAAGUUACUAUUUUUGCAAUGCAAUUGUCAAAAUCCUAAAUAUGCAUGAUUUAAUAUAUAAAUAUAUACAAAUUAGUAUAUAAAACUAUUGUGUAUUUAAGUAUGCAAGUACAUACAAUUACAUGUACAAAUGUAUAAUGUUUACCUUGGCCAAUGGAUUGUUUCACAAAGGUUGUAAAUACUCUGAUCAGAAAAUCUUUGAAUAUAUUUAAAAAUCUGCCAUUUCCUCAUUGUUUGGAAUGACUGCCGACUUUAAUUUUGUUCAAUGAUAUAACAGGAAUUAUUGUUAAUGGUUUUUAUGUUAAUAUGUUACCACUGUAUGGCCGGAGCCACAGAUCCGUCUUACUUUACUGUGGAGUUAUCUAUGAAAGUAGCAUGACUUGGUUAAAUAUAAGCCUAUUAGGACGUAAUAUCAUCACAAUGUAUAGGCAGAAUUAUAUUGAUACGCCGUCACAUGUAUACAGCCACUGGAUCACAUUGUAAAUCCACUGGGUCAUUAUAAGUAAAUUAUUUAUCACAUCUCUCAAAAUUAUCCAGUGUCAACAUAAUUAUAUGCUGUAUUUAUCUUGUAAUGAACCCAUGUCCGGUAAUAAGCCCAGGUGUAUCUAUCAGAUAAUGAACACAUACCUCGUAAUAAGCCAGACUGUAUUUAUCUGGUAAUGAACCCUAGCUCGAGUUUCCUCUCGUCCCCACACCAGACAUGGGUGUCAUGGCCAGGGGAAACUCGGGCUAGGUAAUAAUACCUGUAUUUACAUGUAUCUGAAAAUGAGCCCAUGUCUGGGUUUAAAGCCUACCUGUAUUUAUCUGAUAAUGGGCCCAUGUCAAGUAAUAAGCCCACCUGUAUUGCAGCUUGAUCAGUAGAAAUGUGACUUUGUUGUUUUGUUAUAAGCCCAUUUGACUGACAUAAUAUUGUUUGUCUUGAUCUCAAGGGCACAUCGCACUCGGUAACUACAAUACACAACAUGGCUUCUCAUCGCCAUGAUACAAUUUUACACCUCAUUUGUGGUAGUUUGCUGACAGCGAGAUCCACUGAACAAGUUUCAUUUUUGAGCAUGAUGAAUCAAGACUUUGUCUAGCCUAUGUAGUGAUCACACAUUUUGAUGUGGUGUCUUAAAAAUUCCUGGACUUGUAACAAGAUUGGUACAUUCAACUUUAUUUGAGCAACAGAGCAUCAAGAAUGUGUAUUUAAUACUUGUAUUGAAAGGACAAAUAUUCACAGCAUGAGUAUUACUUUAACCACAGACUUGUAUCAUGUUUAUCUAAGUCUGUGCUUUAACAAGAUAGCACAUCUAUAAGGUCGUGUACUUGAUCAUAUAUCCCAAAGAUAGUAGUAUUAUUAUCAUUGAACAGAACCCAAUCAUAUAAUAUUGGAGCCAUUUCUGUCUGAACUCUUUAGUUUCAUCAUGUUAUGCUUAUGACGAAUUCAGUGUUUUGAACGAGACAAUCUCCAGAAGCUUUCACAUUUUUCGAAAGACAAGUACCAAACUUACAAAUAAUAUUGCAAUAUUUCCUUUUAAUUGUUUGGGAAAUCAUUAUUUUCUAAACUGUCUUGGUUGUUGUGAGGAUGCACGAAUUCCUAUAUAUAUACUUACUUAGAUAUGAAUAUGAGGGAAUUGAGUUUAUUAUUAUUAAUCAUAAAUACUAGUGGGAUAUAUGUAUUUUUGUACUCAAGAAACUGAUUUCUCCUCUUCGGGAAAAAGGUUAGAUCACAGCUGUAUUGAACAUGUACAUGUACUUAUAAAAUUUAAUGAAUGCUCUACUUGGAUAUAUAAAAUUCGACAGCUUUCAAUACCUUGGAGGCAGAUAUAUGUAGCUUCUUUUUCUGUACAAUUAUUCCGACUACCAGUUUUUCAACAACAUAACGAGUUUGUAGGUUUACUCAAAAUAUCUGUUUUUUGGCUAUAGUGCACAGGUUAACAAAUGUUCUGAUCAUUAUGAGAUUACAAGAACAUUUUUAUCUGAAAUUUUAAAUCAUAACGUCCCAAAGUUAAAACACCAGAAUUUGCAAGGUCCCGAUCAUUUGUUAGUUAGGAACGAUAUAGGCCUAGUUGUAUGUCUGUCUGACAAUACAUAAACAGGCCAAUUGAGGUUUGUUAUCUGAGGCCAAGAAUAGCUGAGCUAGUUUGAGUGAUGUCUCUUGAGAGACCAUGUUUUUGGUGUUACAGUGUGUUUUUGUUUGUGUUUAUAUUGGUACAUGAAAUGUACACUGUUGUUUAUAAUAUAAGUGCUUACUAAGUUAUUUUGCAAUGUUAAACAAUGUGUUCUUUAUUAUAGAGUGUUUCAUUAAAACCUGUUACUCAUCAGUCA